AUGGUUAAGAAGUGGGUGUGCAUUGAGCCGCUUGAUGGGACUGAGGAGGAGUUCCGUCCUAUCAACUCUCUGGUUAAGUGUAAGGCGUGUAAUCAGCAGAAUAAGAAGUACAACGCCUAUUAUAACGCUGCUAGGCACCUAAGGUGCGUGCAUUUCGUCCCUAAGACCCGCGAUCGCAAAAAGGCGGAUGGAGGUGAUUGGCCUCCGAUGGAGGAGCUAAAGAGGUGGAUGAAGGAGGUGUAUGAAUCCUCUGAUGCUGCACAGCAAGAUGACGAUGGCGAGUCCGCUAGCGAAGACGACGUCUUCAUCGCUGGCCUCGAAGACCCAACUAGCAUGUCCAUCUCCGCAUCUCAGUCAUCGAAUCACAUGAUGUUUUUCGAUCAGAGCUUCCUCUACCCCACCGCCGCAACCGACGCGCCCAUGUUCGAUUGCUCCUCCUCUGGCGGCUCGAGCUUCUCGACAGCUCCUCUUUUGACAAAGAUGAGAACUCGCUCGGCCAAAUCCAAGCAGUGA
Pseudogymnoascus destructans is the source of this 513-nucleotide messenger RNA. RefSeq lists its product as uncharacterized. The transcript has a single exon. The coding region runs from base 1 to 513 and encodes 170 amino acids. NCBI's taxonomy places the organism in Eukaryota, Fungi, Ascomycota, Leotiomycetes, Thelebolales, Thelebolaceae. The record is from RefSeq and is a predicted model, not a curated record.